AUGCAAGAUCUGGGGCGGAGCCACGCUGUAUUUGUUUCCAUUGCCUAUUUUGUCAUCGAGGCUACACAAAACUGGAAAACUCAAAAAAGUGGAUCUGUUUGUUACUAUCACAAGCUCAUCAGUUUCCUUUUUCUGCGACCAAUAGUGGAUGUUGUUUAUCGCCCGUGGAAGAAAAACCGGUAUUCCCUUAUAAGCUUCUCUAAAUUCGGUUCUUCGUCCAGCGACAGCAGCAUUGCCUUUGAUGUUCAGUCUCAGCCUCGAUCCAACCGCCACAGUUGCAUGACCAUCUUACCGAGCUCGCUUUCGCCGUCCGGCGUGAAGAGUGUAUCGAGUCGAACCGAAGUGGCCUCUGAAAUAUCGCACAAAGACGGUUUGUCUGAUCUGGCGCCUCCCAAAGACCACGACAUUGUCUCUUCAGAAAACUAUCUGCAACUGGGAAUGCAGUAUCAUGAACGAGGUGAAUUGGAGAAAGCCACUCAGUAUUGGCGGCUAGCUGCCAAAGAAGAGCAACCUUUAGGUCUGUUCUUUUACGGUAUCGCUUUACGGCACGGCUGGGGUUGUCAAAAAGAUCCCGCUGUUGCGGUGCAGUACUUGCAGAAAGCGGCCGAGUGUGCGGUGUACGAUCUUCAGACCGGCAUCUCCACCGCAGCUCUUGUGGCCAAAUCUGAGCUUGUGUUGGCGAUUCAUGAACUCGGCGUUUGUUUCCGUCAUGGAUGGGGCGUUCCGAAAAAUGUCGUUAGUGCAGCGUAUUACUUUGAAAUUGCCGCGAAUCUGGGUGAUCCCGAUGCGCAGAACGAGUUGGCUUUCUGUUACGCUCAUGGUCAAGGUGUGAAAAAGGAUGUCUUCAAGGCCGCCAAAUACUAUCGCAUGGCCCAUCGCCAGGGUCAAGGAUUGGUGGGUAACUCUUGGAUAUGGAAGGAGAAGUACGAUGUCGUGGAUGACUGAAAUGCUUCACCUUCUCCCGCGGAUUUUCCACUUUCCUGUUUUGGCCGGUCCAAUAAUCUGUCGCAAUUAUGUAAAUAUCAUUGUAUUGGAAACUUAUCUCUUUGUAUUCUAUAUAUCUCCCAACAUUCCUAUCUUUCAAGUACAGUACAUAAAACCAUCAUAUAUGCAAGAAUCGUGUCAGAGCCUUUAUAUGUUAUUCCCUCAGUUGGCGAAGCAACGACAGAACAGCUUGAUUUUCCCAAUAUCUAUGUUGAUUGUUAC
Molecule: messenger RNA, 1206 nt
Organism: Radiomyces spectabilis
Lineage: Eukaryota; Fungi; Mucoromycota; Mucoromycetes; Mucorales; Radiomycetaceae
Exons: 4
Coding region: 1-945 (314 amino acids)
Molecular function (GO): protein binding
Source: RefSeq, a predicted model, not a curated record